This is a messenger RNA of Penicillium verhagenii, 1911 nucleotides long. RefSeq names its product TFIIH subunit TFB1 family protein. Lineage: Eukaryota; Fungi; Ascomycota; Eurotiomycetes; Eurotiales; Aspergillaceae. The record is from RefSeq and is a predicted model, not a curated record. Gene Ontology annotation, cellular component: transcription factor TFIIH holo complex; transcription factor TFIIH core complex. Bases 1 to 1911 code for a protein of 636 amino acids. Gene Ontology annotation, biological process: transcription by RNA polymerase II; nucleotide-excision repair; transcription by RNA polymerase I. The transcript is spliced from 2 exons.
AUGGCACCUACGAGCGCACCAGCUUCUUUCAAGAAGAAAGAUGGCAGUCUGAGUUUAUCCGAAGAUGAGGCGACACUGGUCUGGACCCCAGUUGAUGCGGGUGUCUCAGGACAUAAGAUCGCCGUGUCCGCGAUCACCAAUUUACAGCAAACCCCGAUCUCGAAUCCCAAGGUGAUGCUGAAAGUCUUCGCCACCGCUCCGAAUGCUCCCCCGAAUAGCGAGGCCAUUGCCUAUACCUUUUUAUUUACCGACCAAACGAACGCCCGAGCGCAGGCCGAUGGCUUCAAGGAUGCUCUCAGUGCCCGGGUCAAUGCGGGGAAAGCAGGAACACCUUCGCAGACGUCUACGCCGCUUGCCAAUAGCGGGCCUGGAGUUUCGGCAGCUAUGGCUAUCGCGAAUGCUGUUUCCUCCGCUGGGUCAGCCCCGAACCCAUGGGAUGAUGAUAAUCGAUUGAAGGGCGACGUGGAACUGCAGCAGUCUCUACUGAAGGCUGAUUCUACCUUGCAGCGGAUGUUCAUGGAAUCUCUUCAUACGAAACCGGAUGCUUUAUCCUCAGGCCAGUUCAUGUCACAAUUCUGGUCUACUCGCCUGCACCUUUUACGAGCUCAUGCGAUCGAACGCGCCCAAACUCGUGGAUCGUACAACGUACUUUCAUCACUAAAGCCUCGAGUUGAGGAAAAUGUGACUCGUUUGAACAUCAGCAAGGAACAAAUUCAGCUCAUUUUCUCGCAGCAUCCUCUUGUAAAAAAUGUCUAUGACGAGAAUGUUCCCAAGCUAAGCGAGCAACAAUUUUGGUCGCGGUUCUUUCAGAGUCGAUUAUUUAAAAAGCUGCGCGGAGAGCGCAUCUCAGAAGCAGACGCCACAGACGCCUUGCUGGACAAAUAUCUCCGCGAAGAACCCACCGUUACAGAACGUGAUGGCAAUGUCCCGCACUUUCUGGAUCUCGCGGGUAACGAAGGGCAUAACAGUCAGCGCCGUGGAAAUCGGCCGGACCUGGACAUGCGCCCUUCUGCCGUGGAUAAGGUACCCAUCAUUCGAACUCUGAACAACCUGAGUGAGAAGAUCAUGGCCAAUGUGGCACCCGCAGAUGGUGAUAUAAGUGCUCCUAUCGGGAUGAAUGAGGAAGCUUGGGCAAAAUUGCAGCUGCAGGAUCUCCGCGGAGAUGAGGAGCAAGCUCGCAUUACUCUCAAUAUCCGUGACCAAAACCGUUUCUUCUCGGCUGCGCAGGAUGAUGAUAAAAAUGGAGCCCUCGCGAAACAAGAUCCGGAUCAGGUUCUUCAACUUCUUCGCUCAGAAGUUGCACGCAAUCUUCCGUCCGGUGGUGUUGCGCCUCUUCAAAGGUUAGUCGAUCCCGGCGAUGACGAAGAUGAGGAGAUGGAGGAUGCCCCUGCCAGUCGACGUCCCGUUGGCUCGUCUGCAGCCUUACACGCCGCGUUUGGUCAAAUUCUCGAGGCAGUGCGUGAUCAGCGCAACCAUCUGAGUGAGGCAUCGACAUCUGAGACCUACGGACUCUCCCCUACUCUCUACGAUCGACUAACCUUGACGCACGCGACCUCGACUGAGUUUCUUCACCAGUUCUGGCAGGCCUUCCUUUCCGGUGACCCCGAUCGUGCAGGUGAAGCCCAGUCAUUAUCUGAAUCACUCCUUCGUGCGAAAGAUCGAAUCAAAGCUGUGGCAGAUUCUGCAGAGGCAGAACGCCAGGUUGAAGUUGACCAGGUUAAACACCAUGCGCGCGAUGUUUUCGAACGGACUGGACGCAAGCUGCGACCCAAUCUGGACAGCAUUGAAGGCGGCGCAAAAGUAGUGAAUCAGCUGCUUGGUCCCACGUUGCAUGCCUUAGAGCUGGCAUCCAAGCGGUUCCAAACAGCUUAUGCAGAGGAGAUGAAAGAAGCAUCGGCUUUAGCCGUGUAG